Molecule: messenger RNA, 953 nt
Organism: Drosophila elegans
Lineage: Eukaryota; Metazoa; Arthropoda; Insecta; Diptera; Drosophilidae
Exons: 3
Coding region: 78-293 (71 amino acids)
Source: RefSeq, a predicted model, not a curated record
AUCAAGUUGGUCGUGAAAAUCCAAUCAAUUAUUAACAAAAAGGGAGAAUUCGUUGCUAAAGUUGAAGUCCUCGGAAAAUGGGAAACAAGCCACGCCGCCAGCAAGAAAGAGUUGAAGUCGACGAGGAGGUGCGAACGGAGCGUCCCCAAAAAAGACCUACUUCCUGGCCCUUCUGGCGACUCGUCUACUGGCUGGGAGUCCUGAUCCUUGUGGCCGGCAUCGGUGUGGGCAUGUACUUCACCCUCAAGGCGGACUUCGGCGAGUGCUCCUCCUACGACGUGCGCUGCGAUUGACGACUCCCGUCGAUAAAAUACGAACUUUUAGAGAGAUGUCAGAGCUGCUCUUCCAACAAAACUUCUUUAAAUUAAGACCAUUGUUCUAAAAUCAACAACGUUAUAUAAACCAUCGCUGGAAGAUUUGACAUAUUCUUUAUAGGAUCAUUUAAGAAAAUCAUUAUUUAAUGCCAACAAAUUUGUAUAUUCAUUGAGUUAACACAUUAAGCUUGGUUAAAAUGUCGCUAUCAAUUCAUAUGCACUCCGUAUCCAAUGCUGUGUAUGGACUCUUCCAGCCAGCUUUUAAUUAAAUCUCGAUAUUGAAGCCUACCACAACCCCACCACUUUAUUGUUACCAAAUAAAAAGGCAAGGACGAAGCCAUACUAUCUCCUGUUCAACAUGCAUACACGCUUUGUGCAUGUGGAAUGUGUGUAAAUCUGGUGCUAUUCAAACUUAUUGGAGCGCUUCCUUUUGAUGGCGUCCUGGUUGACUCUUCAAUGGCGAAACACGUUUUAGUUGAAUGAAGCUAGUGAAUGCAGAUAUUUUGGCGUAUAUAAAAAACCAUGCCUUGCUUUGUCUUUAUCUAUUUUUGUGUUAAUUAAUAGUCCUUAAUGAAAAAGGUACAACGGUUUAAUAACCCUUUUUUUGUAAUGUAAUAAAAACUGAAAUGCUACCUAAAA